Messenger RNA from Fusarium verticillioides 7600, 3171 nucleotides. RefSeq lists its product as hypothetical. Bases 1480 to 2352 code for a protein of 290 amino acids. NCBI's taxonomy places the organism in Eukaryota, Fungi, Ascomycota, Sordariomycetes, Hypocreales, Nectriaceae. Gene Ontology annotation, cellular component: plasma membrane; endoplasmic reticulum membrane. The transcript is spliced from 8 exons. Gene Ontology annotation, molecular function: FFAT motif binding. The record is from RefSeq and is a predicted model, not a curated record. Gene Ontology annotation, biological process: endoplasmic reticulum membrane organization.
AAUAGGGCAUUCCCGUGCCGGAGUUGAGCAACGGUUGAUGAUGUUUGCAACACAGCCCAAGCCCUAUAACUACCGACUGCCACCACCCACGAGCUGACCACGUUCUUGUCAGCAUUUAGAGUCAAUAAACUGCACUGUAGGUUUCACCACUUUGACGAAAUUUUUGUUCUGGAGUUGCACAGCCUGUCGAGUCUCAAAUGUUCGAGAAAAUGCAGCGAACAUUGGGCAGCAAAUUCCGAAUUCCGAGGAACAAGUCGAUGAUACUAUUCCAUGACUGUUGCGCUUGAGGGUACUUCUUCAGCUUAGAAAAGAAUGUGGGAAAACUCGAGACCUCGAUUGCGAUUGAUGAGGGUGCUGAGACAAGUCUAUUCAAAUAAACUUGGAACGCUUCCUGAACAACUAUUAUGGUCCUCGUGUCAAAUGGUCUCGAGUUUCUUUGGCUCAAGAGUUACAAAUAACGACGCAGUCUCCCAACUCAUUCGGCGGAUAUUGCAAAGAUCAUCUUCGUUUGAUGGUCCCAAACCAUUGAUGCUACUUGCUCUCGACACAAGAGAUGAUUAUGUUCAUCCCUUGUCUUUUAAUGUUUCAAUGAAUUUGGAGAUAGUUCUAACUUCAUGACGGCUGCGCUAACGAAUCUGCCAAGCUCUGACGCUACCUUACCUUGCGUUACCUCGAGUUUGCCUCGGCCCUCCGCAUCUGUUCUAAAACCAUGUGCCAUGAUACCCUCACUUCCCUGAUUUGAGACGCUUAACCAUUCAGGUGCUUACCAAUACAAGGACCUGCAUAUCGUGGACCAGCUAGACCCUUUUUUGUGGACAGCAAACGGAGACUUGGAAAGAUGGUGGACAACUGCAGGACAACGGAGCAAACAGAAAAGGUAAAAGGAAAAAGAUGACGUUUGAAUAAGAAUAAGGUACCUAUGUGGUGGCUUCGACGGUUCAUCAAUGGAACCGAUGUCCAUGAAAUCAAUGGCGAGCAGACGAGGUCCAAUAGUGACUGAUAGCGGAGUUUAAGCCCCCUGAUGGCUCGUGCGCCCUGUAGCAACCACCUGAAGUUGAGCCGGCUCAACUGGGAAUAGUGCGCCAUAGCAGAAGCAAUUACGUCGUAGGAGAUCCCCAAGACACAAACCAACGUCAACCUGCCUUCCAUUCCCCUUCCAGGUACCUAUACAUACCUUAAUCAACUCAACUCACCACACUCCACUGCUACUAAUCUUUCAUUUCGUCACCAAUUUCUUCCUUCUCCCACGCGACCAACUUCCUCAAAUCUUAUCGACUCGGUGCAGCCUCGUGUUGCUAUACUUUUAACCUACCUUUAAUCAAACUCCCCCCCUUUGCUAAUCAACGAACGACAUUUCAUACUGUACUCUACCUCCCGUUGCCACGUUUCCACUUGGUUACCGCCGAGGAACCAUCGCGCGAUACCACAAACCAUAACAACCUCAGCAUUUUAUUACCGCUACCACGAUAACAAGCCAAAAUGUCGGUCGAUAUCGAGCCGUUUGAGCUGUCCUUUAGACGCCCCUUCACCACCGAGGUCUCCCAGACCUUGACUCUAAAGAACCCCAACCCUACCCCCGUGGCUUUCAAGGUCAAGACCACUGCUCCCAAACAAUACUGUGUUCGACCAAAUGCAGGCCGCAUCGAGGCCGGCCAGAGCUUCGAUGUCUCUGUCCUUCUCCAGGCUAUGAAGCAGGAUCCCGCUCCUGACGCUAAGUGCCGUGACAAGUUCCUUGUCCAGUCCGCCCCGAUUACCGCCGAUAAGGAGUUUGCCAGCGUUGCCAAUGUCCUUGAAACGACCGAUAAAGCCCACCUUGUCGAGCGCAAGAUUCGAGUCAACUGGCUCGCGGCUGGUGAGGCCGACCAAGCUCCCAACCGGCCUAUCUCCACGCCUAACAAGCAAGCUAUUGCCAACGGUAUCAACGACACUCCCGACGUUUCGCGUACAUUUUCUUCACCUGGAAUUCGAGACGAGUCGCCCUCAUCCUCGGCAGCACCCCCUCCCUACCAAUCGCCCAAAGAAUCCACCUAUGAGGAUGAGAAACCCAAGUCUACCUACGAGGACUCCGAAGUCAAGAGCACUAUCACUCAAGCUACAACGGCCAUCAAGGAGACUGCAGAGCUGACCUAUGAGGAGCUUAAGGCUAAGCUUGCCCAGGCCGAACAGCAGCUUGUAGCUCUCAAGGAUAGCGGUCUUCGACAGCGCAAUGUCAAAUCCGCCUCCAGCGAUGAUGACAAACGACCUCUCGCCCAGACCGCCCAAGCUGUCACCCAAACCGUCGAAGGUGUUCCUGUGCAAAUGGCGGCCAUUCUUUGCUUGGUCAGCUUCUUGCUUGCCUACUUCUUCUUCUAGAAUUAAGGAGAAAGUGACAGCCCUUGGGUCUUUUCGACAAACGAAACUAAUAGACAGGCUUGACGACGCUCAUGAGAACUCAGCCGGAGACUUGGGAUCCCCGGAUGCAUAAAUCUUCAACGUACAGCGAGGCUAAAGCAUAGGAUCAGGAAGCAUAUCAUACGAUCGGCGUAACACUGCAGGAUUCGCAGCUCAGUACGAAUCGAAACCCACUGGGAAGGGUACCUUGGGGACAGUGGACCAUGUCUCUGGGCCAACGUGGUUUCGGUCAGCAGGGCUUUGAACGCAUUGCAGCUGGGGACGAAAGCUUCGUUGGGGAGUUUAAAAGCGAUGGGAGGAGGAUGUGGCUUCCGAGGCGGGAGCUUUGACUGUACACUCUUACCUUGAGCCUCUCGCGGCUCUCGUAUUUUCUUGUGUCGUAUUAUUCUGUUUGCGUUAACUGAUAAAUUCGGAGUUCUAACUUGUAUCUCUCAUCGACUCUCCUUUUCAUCUUUCGUGUUUUCCGGCCAACUGUAAGCUUAGCCGCUCGAGUAUUUACUUAUUACGGACUGAACGUCUAGAGUCGUUGCACAUAAACCAAAUGGUGAUAGCUCGUUACGUCACAGAGUCGGUCUCUGAGUUUUGUGAUCGCUCAAAACAUUGUAUUUGUCCAUACCCUAACGCCAUGCAAUAUCUGUGUCCUAUGGUCUAUUUGCCUGAAUCUAUGUUGCCUAGCUCAGACAAAAAUCUACCAAAAGCGGCCAGUUUUCGAGUUGAUCAUGGCCUUGAUAUGCUUUACCCCGUAUCACAAUAUGAAUAAAAACAGCUGCAUUACAACGA